AUGAGAAUUGGAGAACGUAUAGGGAAACCUUUGCGGGUAGACCAUGCAACAAUGUCGGGGGCGCGAAGCGACUACGCCCGGGUCUGUGUCCAGGUCGAUUUAACUCGGCCUCUGCUAUCCCAGUUUACGAUCAAUGGGAAGAAAUACUUCAUACAAUAUGAGGGGCUUGACAAGAUAUGCCUGCAGUGUGGUACGUACUUUGAACGAGCUCGUUGUUCUUGCAUGGGGCGAAACGAGGACAUGGAGGUGGAAGAACCCGUUCCAACCCAGACAAGGACUGAACCUAAACAACCUGAGGCAGUGUAUGGGGAGUGGAUGAUCGCCAAGAAGAAGCCAAGGAACCGUAGGCCGAACCCAGAGUUGGAGGGGGAAAGUCAGGAGAAGCGGGGAGUUCAGGUACCAGGGAGGGACAGGCAGAAUGGCUCUCGGUUUAAUAUUCUGGAGGUGGAAGAAAUAGGGGGUGAGGGGGAUGCAUCGAUUGAGAUACGUGAGGAUCCCAUCGUUGAGGAACGGGGCAAAAACAAAGAGAAAGCAAAAGUGAGGGGGAAAGAGAAGGAGGGUUGCUCACCGCCAAUUAGUGUAACGUCUAAGACCGGGGACCAAUUAACUGUGGAUAAGCCGACGGAGCAGCCUCCCUCGGACACCAGUCCUCCCGCUCCUUGUUCUAGUCCACAUGGACAAAUUGCGAAUCACCAUGCCCGAGAUGCAAUUCCACCAAGCCUAGGUAGCCAAGCCGUGAGCAUGGGGCCGGGUAAAGGGGUUGUUGGGGGGAAUAGCAAUGAGGACAAUGGCAGUAUACAUGAGAAGCCACCGGAUCCUAGAGGUAUGAAUGAACCGAAAGGGGAUACUCGGACUAGGACGACGGAGCAGAAUGGGAAACUACUACGUGAUGUGCAUGGGAAGUCGGGAGGGGGCCUCAAUGGGGAGGCUGUUUCUCUCUGA
Molecule: messenger RNA, 942 nt
Organism: Linum tenue
Lineage: Eukaryota; Viridiplantae; Streptophyta; Magnoliopsida; Malpighiales; Linaceae
Source: the annotation of a GenBank genome assembly